Molecule: messenger RNA, 1475 nt
Organism: Eutrema salsugineum
Lineage: Eukaryota; Viridiplantae; Streptophyta; Magnoliopsida; Brassicales; Brassicaceae
Product: F-box/kelch-repeat protein At4g38940
Exons: 1
Coding region: 121-1302 (393 amino acids)
Molecular function (GO): protein binding
Source: RefSeq, a predicted model, not a curated record
UUGAUUGCUUAAACUGACUCUCGGAAUAUUUCCAACCGUCUUUCUGAAAACGGCUGAAUCGGAUUUCUCUCUGAUUUUGCUUUGCUAAAUAAAUUUCUGAGUCAAUCGGAUCGUAAUCGUAUGUUGAGCUUCCUCAAAACGAUUACAGAGUUUGGUUUCUCUUCGAGCUUUCGUCGAUUGUGUGAUUCGAGUACCAAUCGAGACAUGUCUUCCCAAAUUAGGGCACUUAAGAAGCAACCGCCGGAGCCUCCGUCUCCGAUUUCUUCACUCCCUGAGGAACUCUUCCUCGAUAUCGUCGCUCGUGUCCCCAGAUGCUAUUACCCGACUCUCUCCCAAGUUUCCAGGCGCUUCCGAUCACUCGUCGCGUCCCCCGAGCUUUACGCCAGACGAUCCUUCUUCGGGCUCACAGAACAAUGUCUCUAUGUCGCCAUCUCCAAAGAUCAGACCUCCGAUAUCCACUGGUUUACUCUUUGCCGGAAUCCUACCAGAGAAGAUGUCUCCGGGAAGACUGAUCAUCGCUUGGUCCAUAUCUCCUCGCUCCCUCCGAUGCCUCUACAUGGAAGCUAUGUCGCCGUCGGGUCCAGCAUCUUCGUGAUGGGUGGGUUUCGCGACUGGAAGAUCACAUCGAGUGUUUCGCUCAUCGAUUGUCGCUCUCACACGGCCCAGCCUCUCGCUGACAUGCCCAAGGCGGUCGCUGGUUCGGUCACACAGGUCAUGGGUGGCAAGAUUUAUGUGAUCGGAGGAUCAGAUACUCUCUCGCCGAUGAAAUCUCCGUCGAAAAGUAUGAUGGUGUUUGAUACACAGACGGAGACUUGGAAGCUUAAGACGAGGCCAGAUUGGGAGCAAGGGAAGAAAUGGUUUAGCAGUGUGGCAAUGGGAGGUAAGAUGUACAUGAGGACUUGCUACAAUAGCUUCGUUUACGAUCCGCAUGAAGACAAUUGCGAGAGAGACGAGGUUCUGCACUCCAAGGAGUGGUCGAGUUCGUGUGUGAUAGAGGAUGUCUUGUAUUACUACGAUGUUCGUGGGAAAUGUCUGAGAGCUUAUGAUCCAAAGCAGAGAUCUUGGGGAGUGGUGAAAGGUUUGGAAGGGUUAUUGCCUGAGGGUUGUUCAUGGUCAAAGACUGCGAGUUACAACGGAGGGAAAAUGGCCGUGUUCUUGCAGAAGGAAGAGAUUUGGUGUGCGGAGAUUGCGGUGGAAAGACGCCAAGGAGGAGACUUUUGGGGUAUAGUUGAGUGGUGUGAUGUUGUGCUUGGUGGGAACUUUCACAUCAUGGAUUGUGUAGCUGUUCCUGUUUUGCUCUGAUAUGUAUUUGAUAAGAGAUACAAAGCAUAUAGAUAGAUAGAUAGAUUGAUAGAUUUGUGCGUAGCUUUAUAUGAAUAUGCUCCAAAUCUUCCCUGAGAUAUGUUUCGUAGACGUCAAUGUUUGGUUGUAUCGUGUGAUGUGUUUCUCAAAUAAUAUGUUGCAAAUUUCUUGGU